AUGUCUUUGAACGACGAGGGUUAUGUAGUGAGGAUCAGAGGACUGCCCUGGUCUUGCACUCAGGAAGAGGUGGCCAGCUUCUUCUCUGACUGUGACAUCGUGGGGAAGGUAAAUGGUGUGUGUUUCACCUUCUCAAAAGAAGGUCGUCCCAGUGGAGAGGCUUUUGUUGAGCUGAAGACAGCUGAGGAUUUCAAGAACGCCAUUGCCAAGGACCGUAAAUACAUGGGACACAGAUACAUAGAAGUGUUCAAGUCAAACCGUAGUGAGAUGGACUGGGUGUUGAAACGUAGCGGCCCUGCUGACUAUGACGGCUGCAGUGGCUGCAUGCUGAGACUCAGAGGCCUGCCGUUUGGCUGCAGCAAGGAAGAGAUCGUUCAGUUCUUCUCAGGGUUGAGAAUCGUGCCAAAUGGGAUUACUCUGCCAGUGGACUACCAGGGGAGGAGCACAGGGGAAGCCUUCGUGCAGUUUGCCUCAAAGGAGAUAGCAGAAAAGGCUCUGGGGAAACACAAGGAAAGAAUAGGGCACAGGUAUAUAGAAAUUUUUAAGAGCAGUCGUAAUGAGAUCAGAGCAUAUUAUGAGCUGCCCCGACGUGGGAUGGGGGGCCAGAGACCGGGGCCCUAUGAUAGACCUAUGAUGGGGGGGCCCAGAGGAGGGUUCUUUGGGCCUGGGCCUGGCCGUGGAGGAGCCCUAAUGGACACCAUGAGGAGUGGCGGAGGCUACGGAGGAGGUUACGGUGGUUUCGACAACUACAACGGCUUCAACAACUACUGUUUUGGCAACGGCAUGUUUGAUGACCGGGUCAGAGGAGAGAGGGGAGGAAGAGGUAUGGGAGGCCAUGGCUAUAGUGGGUCAAGUGAUGCUGGUUCAGGCUUCCACAGCGGUCAUUUUGUCCACAUGAGGGGUCUGCCAUUCCGCGCUACAGAGGGAGACAUAGCUAAAUUCUUCGCUCCUCUGAGUCCGCUGAGGGUUCACAUCGAUGUGGCUCCGAACGGCAAGUCGACCGGUGAGGCGGACGUGGAGUUCCGCUCUCAUGAAGACGCUGUGGCGGCCAUGUCCAAGGACAAGAACCACAUGCAGCACCGCUACAUCGAGCUGUUUCUCAACUCGACAGCCAGCGGAGCAGCCGAGAUGAGUCGUGGUGGCGGUGGUUACUAUGGUAACUCAGGAGGAGGUGGAGGCUCACGGGGCAGCGGGCUGCGAGGUGCAUUCUGAUGACAUCAUCCCAUUCUUCCAACCCAUCCUGACGUUUGUCCCACAUCUUUUAAGGCCUCAUUUACUCCUCAAGUGUCUCAAAGCAGGAGCGCUGAUUCAAAGUCACCGACAACUUUGGUUUUUACAAGAAACAAAAAAAAAAGAGCUUCCCUUUUGUUGUGUCGCACCACUGAUCCCUCCUGUUUAGGGCUGCCUCAGUAUGUGGUGGUUGUAGCCGGCAGGGACCGAGCCUGGCUGAAGGUGCAACAUGUAAAGUUCUGUUAUGUAUUAUGCUUUAAAAUUUGGAUUGGGAUUUUUUUUUUUUUUUGCCCCGUGUAGAUAAAGUUAGAAUGUGGCAUUUAAUUUUUAAAUUAUGUUAUUGGACGCCACCAUCGUUGAUCGUGCUCCAUCUUUCAUUAUAGUUAUAAGCAACUGAAGAUUCAGCAGGGGGCGCACUUUCACGGGUCACAGAUGUAGCAGGAUUUGUUUGCUUUGUUGGAGCAGAAUCAUUGUGACUGUCAUGUCACUGCUGUGGCUGGGCAUGGAGACACUGUAAGAACCUCCUUAAAAAACGAAUGAAUUGUUGAUUGUGGCACAUCACUGAGGAGAAUGAGCAGUGUGUCAGGCGAUACAGGCUCUUUGGGUAGUAACAGCUGGCAGCGUCUAAAGAAAAGAAGACUGCAGGGCACCCUUCUUAAUUUUUUUUUCCUAAAGGCAGUAGCCAAAAUGACAGUCUUUUUAUUUAACUUGAGAGAAACUGGGUUGUAUUUGAGUUUAUACUGAUUUAUAGGUUCGUUUUCAGCCAAUGCCCCCUCUGUGGCUGUAAUUUCUGUCUUUGUAAGCCUUCAGUUUGAUUUAUGCAUGAAAACAAAACCGAGUGAAUGAGGGCAACAGAUUUUGAUUUGAACAUACUGGUGACUUUUCAUCAGCUUGCCUGCUUUGAAAUGUUUGAUAAAUGUGAGUCAGUGUGUUUUCUAUGAAUGUUUUCACAUGUUCAUUACAAAACAAAAACAAAGCUGAAUAUUAUAUUCCACUCUCAAAGAGCGGAAAUAAAAAAUGAAAAUCUCUAUAUUUGAGCUGUAAGAUAGCUUAAGCAGCUGUUGUACAUUUUGCCUAAUAAAUUUUAUAUUUAAUUCUC
This is a messenger RNA of Myripristis murdjan (pinecone soldierfish), 2329 nucleotides long. RefSeq names its product heterogeneous nuclear ribonucleoprotein H3 (2H9) (gene hnrnph3). The record is from RefSeq and is a predicted model, not a curated record. The transcript is spliced from 10 exons. NCBI's taxonomy places the organism in Eukaryota, Metazoa, Chordata, Actinopteri, Holocentriformes, Holocentridae. Bases 1 to 1212 code for a protein of 403 amino acids. Gene Ontology annotation, molecular function: RNA binding.